Miscanthus lutarioriparius is the source of this 1551-nucleotide messenger RNA. Lineage: Eukaryota; Viridiplantae; Streptophyta; Magnoliopsida; Poales; Poaceae. The record is from the annotation of a GenBank genome assembly.
AUGGGCAGCCUUGACACCACCCCUGCCGCCGCCGCCGCCGCCGCCGACAUCAACCGCAGCGGCGCCUUCCAGCCGCUCAACGCCGACGACGUGCGCUCCUACCUGCACAAGUCGGUCGACUUCAUCUACGACUACUACAAGUCCGUGGACUCCCUGCCGGUGCUGCCAGGCGUGGAGCCAGGCUACCUACGGCGCCUGCUGCAGUCCGUGCCGCCGACCUCCUCCGCGCCCUUCGACAUUGCCCUAAAGGAGGUCCGCGACGCCGUCGUCCCGGGGAUGACCCACUGGGCCAGCCCCAACUUCUUCGCCUUCUUCCCGUCCACCAACAGCGCCGCCGCUAUCGCGGGCGAGCUCGUCGCCUCCGCCAUGAACACCGUCGGCUUCACCUGGCAGGCCAGCCCCGCUGCCACCGAGAUGGAGGUCCUCGCGCUCGACUGGCUCGCGCAGCUCCUCCGCCUGCCGUCCACCUUCAUGAACCGCACCGCGGAAGCUGGGCGCGGGUCCGGUGGUGGCGUCAUCCUCGGCACCACCAGUGAGGCCAUGCUCGUCACGCUCGUCUCCGCUCGUGACGCCGCCCUGCGCCGGGCUGGCUCCGUUGGCGUCGCUGGGAUCACCAGGCUCGUCGUCUACGCCGCUGACCAGACGCACUCCACCUUCUUCAAGGCGUGCCGUCUCGCCGGAUUCGACCCGGCCAACAUCCGCUCCAUCCCCACCGGCCCGGAGACGGACUACGCCCUCGACCCGGCGAAGCUGCUCGAGAUCAUGCAGGCUGACGUCGACGCCAGCCUCGUGCCCACCUACAUCUGCGCCACCGUCGGCACCACGUCGUCCAACGCCGUGGAUCCUGUCGGAGCCAUCGCCGAUGUCGCCGCCAUGUUUAAUGCGUGGGUGCACAUCGACGCCGCCUACGCCGGAAGCGCGUGCAUCUGCCCGGAGUUCCGGCACCACCUGAACGGCGUCGAGCGGGUGGACUCCAUCAGCAUGAGCCCGCACAAGUGGCUCAUGACGUGCCUUGACUGCACGUGCCUGUGGGUGCGCGACACGCACCGGCUCACCGACUCCCUGGAGACCAACCCGGAGUACCUCAAGAACGACGCCAGCGAGUCCGGCAACGUCACUGAUCUCAAGGACAUGCAGGUCGGUGUCGGCCGUCGCUUCCGGGGACUCAAGCUCUGGAUGGUCAUGCGCACCUACGGCUCCGCCAAGCUCCAGGAGCACAUCCGGAGUGACGUCGCCAUGGCCAAGAUGUUCGAGGACGCCGUGCGAGCCGACGACCGGUUCGAGGUCGUGGUGCCGAGGAACUUCGCUCUCGUGUGUUUCAGGAUCAGGCCGCAAGGCACCAUGACUGAGGAGGACGCCGAGGAGGUCAACCGUGAGCUCAUGGAGCGGCUGAACAGGACCGGGAAGGCGUACCUCGCUCACACGGCGGUCGGCGACAGGUUCGUGCUGCGGUUCGCGGUGGGGUCGUCGCUGCAGGAGGAGAGGCACGUGCGAAGCGCGUGGGAGCUCAUCAAGAAGACGACCACCGAGAUCAUGGACGAAGAGAUGUAG